AAAAACGAUCAGAACACGGUCCAACUGACUAAUGUACGUGCCACAAGAGGUCUAGCUGAAGUCGAAUGAAGUAAGGCCUGUUUCAUCCCUCCAUGCUGCUAGGAAUACGCGGCCUAUUCAAGCUUCCAGAUUCGUGAGGAUUGGUUACCAUCCAGCAUGCAGAGGCCGAUCCCACCAGACAGAAAAAAGAAACCAUUUGGGGCACAUUCAUUCCUGAAACUAGCAGAAAAGAGACUUUCUUUAUUGGAGGCGUUUUUGGAACGUGACAGGACACGUACCAUCGCUGAGAUGGUGACCAAGACAGAAAACCGGCGUUUAUUCCUGUCACUCAAAUCGUCGUCUAAUAUAGAGGCAUCCCUCAUCUAUACACUUGAAUCUCACGAAGUGACCCGUCAGUACUUUGACGAGUUUGUUGAUAUAGAUUGGACUCGUUCGGAUCAGUGGAGAAUACUCAAGAAUAAAGGUUUUAACUCACAAGGAAAGCUUUCCGAAUUUGCCGAGAAACAUGGCUUUGAUCUACCUAUCCUACGCUCAGUGAUUACGGUGACAAUGAAGGAGAAAAUUAUUGAAAACGAAUUACAGAUACCGGCAUUAACAGGUGCUUUUCUUCCUAUUCGGGAACGACUAAAGGAAAUCAACUUCGAACAGUUGGAUGUUUUAUGUCACCUUUUACGAUGUAGUCCACGACUUCUGCAUUUUCAACGCUACUCUCUCAAGAUGGUAAUGAUGCGAGAAAACUACAAAAUUUUGAUUGAUGCCAAAUGGCCACGCUUCCAAAACCAGGAAAUGGUGGUGGGUGAGACAGUGACCGCUAUGCGCGAUGAAUAGCUUAUUGCCGUCGAGGAUAUCCAGAUCGUUCUUCAAGGAUCCUGAUUUCCGUCGUGGAGUGGAAAGGGGCAACGGGCAUAGAGCGUCGAUCUCUUUGUAUUCCCAGUUGCGGAUCUCCUCUUGCAACUGUCAUUAACACAAAAAUACCAUCACUGUCUAGUAAUGGCCAAUCAAUACAAAG
Molecule: messenger RNA, 1009 nt
Organism: Talaromyces proteolyticus
Lineage: Eukaryota; Fungi; Ascomycota; Eurotiomycetes; Eurotiales; Trichocomaceae
Exons: 1
Coding region: 157-828 (223 amino acids)
Source: RefSeq, a predicted model, not a curated record